Molecule: messenger RNA, 2220 nt
Organism: Onychomys torridus (southern grasshopper mouse)
Lineage: Eukaryota; Metazoa; Chordata; Mammalia; Rodentia; Cricetidae
Gene: Gtse1
Product: G2 and S-phase expressed 1
Exons: 11
Coding region: 16-2220 (734 amino acids)
Cellular component (GO): cytoplasmic microtubule; microtubule cytoskeleton
Molecular function (GO): microtubule binding
Source: RefSeq, a predicted model, not a curated record
GCGAGAGAGGUGAAGAUGGACGCUGUUAGUAAGCGGGAAGACAUUCUUCUUUUGGAAGAUGAAAAAUUUGACUUCGAUCUUUCCUUGUCUUCUUCAAGUGCAAAUGAAGACGAUGAAGUCUUUUUUGGGCCAGUUGGACAUAAAGAAAGAUGCAUCGCUGCCAGCUUAGACUUCAGCGGCCAGGUUCCCGAGCAGACGCUUGCUGCAGCCCCUGGCAGCCCUUGUACCUGGAGCCCUCUCACUGGGGAGAAGUUUGUAGAGGUGUACAAAGAAGCCCACUUAUUGGCCUUACAGAUUGAAAGCCACAGCCGAAGAGAGGUGGCCCAGGCUGCCAAGCCCAAACAGCCUGUGAACCAGGGCGUGGAAAGAUUUGUGCAGAACUCACAGUUAAAAAUCAGCCUCUUUGAAAAAGAGCAGAAGAAGGAAAAAAGCCCCAUGUCACUGAAAAGAGAGACAUUCUGCCUGCCAUCUUCAGGGGCGCAGCCUCUCUUGGGGGAGCCCCAGCUGCCGGCUUCUCCAGCCCUGCUCGGCUCCCCUGUCCCAGCUGGUCCUGUUCAGACCCAGAGUGACCAGGGUCUGUCCUGCUCCUCUCAGCCACUGCCAGGGGAGUCAAAGACCUCCCAACCUCCAAAUCAGCCUGGGCCUCAGAGGAGGAUCUCCAGCAAGCUACAGCCACCCCGAUCUUUGCCUGUGAGAGGACGACAUCCUCAUCUGGCCACGGAGAAGCUCAGAAAAGAGGUGCCGGCUGGUCUUCAGAGAAUGCAACUGCUGAAUGAAAAGGGAUCCCAGAGUGAUGUACUCCUGGACAAACCCAGCACUGCUCCAGAUGCAGCCAGUAGAGGGAGCCGCCCAGGCAAGCGAUCCCUCCCUGUUCCUAGCAAGUUGGGCCUGAAGAAGACCUUGUUAAAACCACCAGGCUGUACUGGCAGUCUCACAAGGAAAUCCUCUGCCUCAGGGUCUGCUUCAAGCAUCAUGUCUGGUGCCUGUGUGUCUCCAGCAGGAAGCAAAGCGAAGUCCAGCGAUCUUUCAAACAUUCCCGCUAGCAGCUCUCGGCCUCUGCCCAACACCAGCAAACCGGGCAAAAUAGGCCCCGCCACUCUGCACCAGGCUCCGCCAACAGCCCCUGCCAGGGGAUCUUUCAGACAAGCCAGAAGGGCUAAUGCUGCCCAGACAAUGGCAGAGCAGCCCAAGGCCUCCUUCCUGAAUCCUGUCAGCCAAACACCCCAGACUCCAGAACAGAGAGGACCGAGACUGGACCCUGACACCCUGGCAUCGUCUCAGUUGAAUAAAACUGGCAGUGUAAAACGGCGGGACUCGAAUCUGAACCGCAAGCCAGAGGCUGCAUCUACCCCUCCAAACCCAUUUAAAGUCCCCCAGUUUUCUGUUGGCGAGUCAGCUGAUGGUGUGACCCCGAAGUUCUCGAGGACACAUCAGCUGCAGUCCUGGACACCAGCUAGCAGGGUCCUCAGCAGCACUCCUGUGCGACGUUCAUCGGGGCCCACUUCACAAGGGCUGCCCAGCAGUAUGAGGACUCCUGUGAGCACAAGGCGGAUGUCAGCAUUGCCCACACCUGCCAGUCGGCGCCUCUCUGGCCUUCCAUUAAUGACACCUCAGUCCAUGCCCAGGGCUCUGGCAUCCCCACUGUGUGUGCCUGCCCGGCGGCUUUCUUCUGAGCCCAGGAGAAGAUCUACAGUCAGAGCGGAGCCAACCCAGGAGAAGCCGACCCAGGAGAGCAGCGGCAGUGCCAGUGGUGGGCAGGGCCAAGGCCUGUCCGCAGAUGAGAGCCCUUCCCCUCCGUCCUCCGUGCCUCACGCACUUGACUUUUCUCCAGAGAAGAGUGACUUUCCCCCUCCCCAAGGCUCCAGCACAGGGGCAGCUCAGGGCGAAGCAGAGCCUCAUGAAGACAGGGCCCCCAGCGAGGGUCUUCUCCUGGACAUCAAGCUGGACCAGCUCACCAUCACUCCUGAAGCAGGGGGCAAAGACCUGGAGGAGCGCCCUCUCAUUGACUUCAGCAACACCCCCGAGUCUAACAUGGCUUUGGGACCCAGCAGCUGGCCCCUGAUCGACCUUGUAAUGAAUACUCCAGACAUGGACAGAAAUGGUGUGGGGAAACCUCCAAAGGCUAAGCUUGGGCAGCUGAUCGACCUGGGCUCCCCGCUGAUCCAGCUGAGCCCUGACGCUGACAAAGAAAAUGUGGACUCACCCCUUCUCAAGUUCUGA